UCAAGGUUGACGGCUGUGUUAUAAGCACAUUUUCCUCCAAAAUGGAUUGGAAGCACCUUUUGUCACUAUCUCCUCAUAAUUUAGAUGACGUGCGAAAGGAUGGAGCAGCGCUGGAGAUCGCCAAUUUAUCAACAGACGUUAAGCUGGAUAGCAAAAGCAGUAAAAAGUUGUUCCGUUUGGCUCAGGUUGCACUACGGUUUCGCAAUGAGCAGGUGAGGCAGCUAAAGCAGACUUUAGUGGAGGGAAAAGAUGAUUUCGGAAGCCAGGAGCGAAUGAAGGAAUGGAAAAGAACGAUCGAAAAGCUUGAGCUGGAACGCCACACCCUUCGGACAAAGCUCAAAGACGUCACGGAAGAGAAUGCCAAGCUGCAGGCCAAGCUCGCCGAAGGACUGCAUGGCGGCAGUGAGGGUGAAGAUUCGCCCGAUGCUUUGUCGGAAAUUGAAAGACAGCAGGAGCUGUACAAUAACAUCAGCAUGAAGAACAAGCACAUUAAACGCCUUUUGCGCGAUAUUGACGAUUUGGAAAAGCGAAAUAACUUUCAGGUCGACACGAUUAAUGGGCUGCAAGUGAGCUUAAACGAUGCAACGCUAAAUAUUACGGCGCUAACGCAUCAGUACGAAGAGCUGCAGGCUCGCUGGAGCGAGCAGCAAGAGCUGAACAGUAAACUGAACGAAAAGCUGCAACAAAUGGAAGGUGAACUGAUGGGCGUGUGUGACGAGAAGGAAAAUUUGCAGGAGCAGCUUAACACAACCAGAACGGAGCACACGAACCAGGUCGCCGAAUGGGAGUACCAGAUUGAUCAACGGGAAAAAGAGUUGAACGAGCUGAAGAUUCGUUACGAUGAUCUGUUGAGUCAAUUCCCUGGUAUCGAUAUUGAGGCAGAACGGAGGGAGUACAAGCUGAUGGCGGAACGUCUCGAGCAGAAGGAUGAAAUAAUUGUCGAUUUGGAGCAAAAGAUAUUAACGCUUUCUAAAGAAAUUCAUCGCUCGACGGAGGUUAUGAACCGCAUCAGCGAGGAGAAGGCGCGUGAGAGUCAGGAAAAACGUCAGGAAAGCCACUGCUGCCAGGAGUACCGGAUGCAGCUGGAAAAGGCUAACGAAAGGUGUCGCGAGAUGCAGGAAAUCUUGGCCGAUGUUGAGGAUGAUAAUCGGGUGAAAUCAAAACAAGCCGUAGAAGCAAUUGAGGCACUGAGACGCUAUGAAAAUGGCGAAGAGGGUUUGGCCAGUGCCCUCAAGAAGGUAAACCGGUUGCAGGAAAAGGUGAACUCGCGCGACAAACAAAUUCGUCAGCUAAUAUCGGAGAUCAAUCUAGCGAACGAGAUAGCGAUAGAAAAUGGUGUUUUACGGAAACGGUUGGGCAUAGAAGACGAUGAGGUAGUCGCUACAAGUUCCAUAUUGGCCAAACAGAAGAAAAUUGCCAAAGUGAAUGAGCGUUUGGCUCUUAAGUUGCGCGCUUCCGAAGAGAUGAGAUUGCAGCUAAAGUUGGAGAAAAACGAUUUGAAGCGACAAUUGGCUGCUCUGGCGCAGAAUUUAAAGAGACAAACUAAUAAUUCAGACGUGCCAGACCCCGAUACGGGUAAAACGCUGCCCCAAUCUCCUGGCAAGGGAAGUGUGACGGAUGUAGACGAUCUGGUUGCUUCUAUCGACGACGUGCAAGCAAUAAAGUUCUGUGAAAAGUGCAUGAAGCAGUACAACGUGUACGACAGUAUGAAACAUUGCAAGGCGUGCAUUUUUCGGCACAGUUUCAGUUACUGCGACAAGUGUGUCGGGCAGCUACAGAUGAACUUUGACGAGGAUCGUCCGAAGGGGACAUCGCGCUCCGCGGAAACGGACGCUAACCACCAUCGUAUCCGGGAGCUAGAGCAACAAUACAUCACCGUAAUAGAGGAAAAUGAAAAUCUACGCGAAGGAAUGCAUGAGAUUUUGGAAAAGCUCCGCGAGUACGAUGCCAUGUCGGACCGGCUGACGAUUGACAGAGAUACGUUGGAAAAGCUGCUGAACGUACUGAGCGUACGGCCGAUGUCGGUGGGUUGGCACAGCGGUAUGCGGUUGCCGAACGAUCUACUAGCUGCUGCUCGGGAACGUGAGCUGCUGUUGAAGGAACGGUUAGCCAUAGUGGUGGAUGCAGAUGCAAACGGUAGGAUAAGUAAAAGCAUUCAAUCGACCGAGAGCGUUAACGACUCGGGCAAUGUCUGCAACGAGGAUGAUAAUUCGGAAUCGAUCGAACGGCUGGAACCGGAGCAGAUUGAUUUCAGUGAGCAGGUGUUGCUGAAAGCGGUAGAAAUUGACCGUUUGAUGGAGAAGAAUGAACAGCUGCGGGUGGAAAAUGAGCGACUUUUGGCGGUGCAGGAUGAGCUACAGGUUACGCAAAAGCUGUACACCGAAAUGCUGCACAUUACCAAUGCAUCGGAGAACGAGAAAGACCGACUGUUGGUGCAGACGGUCGAUCGGUUGCGGGACAUCGAAUCGGGAGUCUGUACGCUCCAAAGGAAAGUUGACUUCCUUAAAGCGGAGAAUGAUAAUCUGCACAACUCAUUGCGUCAGAUCAAGAUCGAGCACCUUAAUCUUCUGCAUGAACUACGCCUGCAGCUGGCAACGAGGAGUAGCGAGUUAAAGCAACCCGAAGCGAUUGAUGGAGCCAAAGGCGAUUCGUUCGAUUCGCUUGACAGUGAUCAGAUUGAAAAAUUGGAAAGCGAGCUCAUGCGCAUGAAAUCUGAGGCGACAAAUAUUUAUAACAUAUUCCUGAAGAACAUCCGGGAGGUAGAUAAGGAUCAUUUGCUGGAGGUCGAUUACAGCAAAUUAAAUCAACUAUCCAUAGUUGAUAACAGUUUGGCAGUAGAGUUCGUUACCAAGGACGAGUACAAGCGAAUGAAGGACCGUUUAGAUGGGUUGGAGCGUGAGUUACAACGUGAACUAGUUAAAAGUGGCCAUUUAGAAGAGUUGCUGAAGGUAUCGAACGAACAGAUUAGAUCGCAGCAAUCUCUCAUCUCAAAGUAUUCUGAGGAAGAAGUGAGCCUCCGCCAUCUCGUAGUGGAUCUGCAAAGCGCAUCGAAUGAAAAGUAUUUACUCGCUCGUGCAAACAAGGAGUUGGAGUUGGUGCGCGAGCAAGAGGAAAAUUUGAAACUAGAGAACAGCAAAAUGAAACUAACGCUUCUUCAGAAACUGGAAGAAUUGGACAACCUGAAACUGCGACAUGACCAACAGAGACAAGAAUUUAGUGCCGAGCAAAGAGAUAACAAACUGAAAAUAAGAUUUUUGAAGAAAAGCUUGCAGCUCUUAACGAUAGGCCAUCACUCAUACCUACCGACCUCUGCCAUUCCGGAGUUUAUAAAGAUGUACACAAAGGCGCUAGAAUUGCGCGAGAGUCUAACGGAGGAGCAGAGGAAAUAUCAGCAUCAAAUGCGGGACGAAGAGUACGAACGAAUAUUUGCAAAAUUGAAGGAGAAUCUUGAGGGAAAUCACAUACAGGAUAAAAUAAAUUUAAUUAAAUACGAAAGUCAAAGUGAGUACUUAACAAGGCAGCUGAUACUGUGUCAGGAGCAGGUUGAUCAGCUGCAGAGGGAAAAUAAGCAGCUAAGAAUGAAGGAAAUCGAUUACACCAGACAUUGGGAUACGCUGGAGUUACUGUUUGGCGAGGAAGCCCAACGAUCGCGCCAAGAUCGUGACAAGUAUUUCGAUAAAGCUGUGCAGGUUGCAGUUGAAACAUCAUCCAAAUGUAUCAACACGAUUCCAAUCAUUGAGGGAAUCACGCUGGGUGAGGGACCAAGAAGAUGCUCAUCUGGUGAUACGAUAAGCGAUUUCGAUGGUAGAAGCGAACAUAGCCAGACGGGUGCGCACGUUAAUGAGCAGAUCGCUGUGACUGUUCACACGGUAGCCCAGAGAUCGCUGGAAUCGCAACUGAAACAGGCAAUGAUGUUAGCUUCUACGAGAAGUGCGCUUCUACUAGAAGCCGAAAGUCGACUGUCUGAAUGUCAGGGAAGAAUUAAGUUGCUCGAAAAAUCCUUGGAGGAGAAAGAAUCAUUGCUAAAAGAACAAGCGCAGUCUCCGAGCGUUGCGAAGCACGAUCGCGUUGAGGAUAGCAUUCUUAGUACCACCAUUGGUUCGCUGCAGAAUUUGUUGCUAGAAAAGGACACGACAUUGUCCAGAUAUCAGGAGCUGUUGAAAUCAGAAAGAAGUGAGCACUCGCAAGUGUAUGAUGAAAAUAUGGCUCAAAUAAGAAAUCUGAAGAAAACGAUCGAUGAUCUAGAGCAGAAGCUGUACGAGAAGCAGAAGGAAUGCGACAACAUCGCCACCCAGCUCAACGAUAUGAAUCGGCUAAAAGCACUGCAGGAAAGUGUACCGGAGAAGCCAAGAUCUGUCGAGGACGAGGCGGCCACCGGGUCGUCAGACGCCGGGGCAAUCGACUAUACGGACAAAAUCAUUGAGAACAUCUAUGAAAUUGACGAGAAAAAGGAGCGUGAAAUUCAGGACCUGAAUGUGCAGGUGAAGAUGCUCGAACGCAACGUACAGGAGCUGGAGAACGAGCAGAAGCGCCUGCAGCUGCAACUUCGCGAUGCAAAUGCGCGCGAAAAAAAGAGCGAAAAGUUGCUGCGGGAAAAAGAAAUGGAACUGGUAGCGCUGAACGAUCGCCUGACGAAGGAAACGCACGAUUUGCGCGAGUUUACCGAAACAAUCGCUAGCGCCCAAGAAAUCGAGCAGCUGAAGGAGAUGCUUGAAGAGAAGGACCGCCACAUACAGGACCUCACGGAAACGUUAUCGCAGUUUCACGAGGACCAGCGGAGCUUCAUGAACGAUACGUCGCUACAUUCGGCUGAGCAGGUGUCGCAGCUGAGUGCGGACCUGAAUCGCAGCGAGGCCAGCAAUCGCGUGCUGAAAACGCAGAUCGAAGCACUCAAGCGCCAGAUCGUGAGCAUACAGCAGCGCGAGAAGCAGUCGCGCGAUCUGGUGAAGACGCUCAAGAACCAACUGAUUAAGCGGCCCGUCAUUGCGAUGAAAGCGGACCGUAUGUCCACGCCCAGGGAGGAUCAGCUUGCGCGUCGCGUUCAGCAGCUCGAAACGGAGCUGCUCGACACGAAGGACGAGCUGCGCAAACAGACGGCGAUAAACGAAAAUCGGCGCGCAAAAACGGCGGCCGAGUUGGAUCUGUGGAACAAGCAGAAGCGCUGGCAGCAGAUGGCAGAGCGUUUAAAGGUACAGCUGAAGGAGCGGGAGGUGGAGUUGGAAAAGCUUAAAGUUCACUUCAACACCGCCAAAACGACGAUCGCUCGGCUGGAGCGUGAUCGGACACGGUUGAACAGUGCGGGCACGGGUUCGGGUGCUCCUGCGUCCCUGCUGGACAACAAGUACCAACCGUCAGGCUCGCCGGACCAGUACUGCAGCACGGACAGUACGGAAUCCGAGGAUACCAGCAUGAUCACGACGCAAAUGUUCACGCAAAACAGUAAGGAAAUCAUUGAAGCGCUCAAGAGCCGCAUCGAAUCCCAGCAGCGAAGAAUUAUUGCGAUGGAACUUGAUAGAAAGGGUUCCAAUACGGUGGCACAUGAGCUGGAAAAGAUGCAGGAGAAGCUUUGCAACAUGGAGGCGCAGAAUGUACGGCUGGAAGCGAAAACGUUGCAGCUCCAGCUCGACAACGACAUGCUGCGGCAGAGUGACGAAUCCGAGAGGCUGAAGCGGCAAAUCAAGCAUCUCGAAGAGUAUGUGAUCGCUUUGAAGGAAGAAAUCGCCAAAGCAACGGCCGGAUGUCCAGAGUCUAUCAAUUUCGAGAAUCUCUGCGUGCGUUGCAGCCGGCGAAGCGGCACGAACGACCUAGCGGAGCGGAAUGCUAAUCUCGAGCAAACCGUACUCACCCUGAAGCGUAUGAUCGAGAAGCUUCGGGCCGAGAACAAGCAUCUGAAAGAGCAUCGCAAUCGCGAACGAGCGGCUAGUGCGGAAUCGCUUGCCAACCCGCCGAAUGAAACGAUCGCCAAGGAGCUGUACGAUCGGCUGAAGAAGGAGCACGAAAAGUUGCAGCAAAAUCUUACCGACGCGCUCAACAAAGUGUCCGUGCAGCAGGUGGAAAUAGAACUGCUGUCGAGCGUCACGUGCACCCGGUGCAAGGUGUGUGCGGGCGCAGCGGGGUCCGGCGGACCGAACCGCGCUGAUCCGGCGACCGGAGCAGACGAAGAGUUGAGGGACAAGCUGGAGAAGAAAAGUCAGCUGCUGGAGAAGGCUAAAAUUUUGCUGCAGCGUGCCGCGGCAAAGGAGCGAUAUCUGAAGGAGCAAAUCGAUCUGCUGCGCCGCAAAUGCUCCGAUCUGCAGAAUGUGCCGGUAAUAGACGAAAUUAGCGAGUAGAGGGGAAAGGUGACUGGUUGUUUCGGAUAUUUUUGUACGUCUAUUAGGGCUGCUCAUAAGAAAGUAUAGAAAUUAAGUUAACAGAACAAUUUUAAAUCAUUCGAUAAAAUAUAAUAUGGUAAAGAAAAUACGGUUCACUUACAAAACAGUGGUGCUUUCUCGUAUGCCGUGGGCUGAUU
Anopheles coluzzii is the source of this 6508-nucleotide messenger RNA. RefSeq names its product centrosomal protein cep290 (gene Cep290). Lineage: Eukaryota; Metazoa; Arthropoda; Insecta; Diptera; Culicidae. The record is from RefSeq and is a predicted model, not a curated record. Bases 42 to 6329 code for a protein of 2095 amino acids. The transcript is spliced from 11 exons.